Molecule: messenger RNA, 9061 nt
Organism: Linepithema humile (Argentine ant)
Lineage: Eukaryota; Metazoa; Arthropoda; Insecta; Hymenoptera; Formicidae
Source: RefSeq, a predicted model, not a curated record
GACGCGUGCAGCUCGUUUGCAAAAUCGAUUACUCAUGCUCGCGCUACAAAUGUACCGUGAAAACGGCGUUGUAAUUUCAAUCACGCGAAAAGGCGAUUCGAUCGAUAGGUAUAGUUAAUACGGCCCGGAUAGUAUACAUGACUUGCCGAAGUAUCGCUAUGUUUGCGCGAAGCGAGAAUACAUCUUGGCGGAAUCGGCGCGUUAUCGAGCAACGUCGACGUUCUCCAAAAAAAGUGUCGUUGACAAACAAACGCGGAGGGCCACGCGAUAAAGAAUCGCGUUUCUGUGGAUUCUCGGUAAUUUGCGCCGCAAGUCCGUCCGCGAUAACGCGACGCACGCCUCGUCCCAGAGAAGAUGCGUCCGCAGCAUGGCGAGACUCUCAGGCGCCUGCGUGGCCGGGUGACGUCAUUGGCGAACCGGGCAGCUCGUCGUCCACCAGACACUCAGUCUCGCCUCGACACUCGAGGAGAUUGUACGUGUUGUUCCUCGAACUGCUCCAAUCAGCCAUCGCGGAAGCUGACGCUCGCGCGAUCAACGUUGAAAAUCGAUUCUUAUCAAGAUUCUCAUCAGCGGGCAGAUCUGAGAGGCACGAGAAGAGUUGAAGCUGCCGGUCGUUCACCUGCAUUAUAUACGCGACUCCGGUAAGUGAGACUUACGCAAGACUUUGGUGCAAGACAGAUUAGACGUUGAGCAGAAAAAAAAAGAAACAGUGCACGGAACACCGCGCGAGAGAAGAAAGUUCUCCGGCGAGGGAAAUCAUUUUCCUCGUUGGCCGAUUCGGGAAAGUUGGCCGCGACGUUCGACUGGGUCGCUAAUCCACAGUAGGCCGCGUAUAUCGUGAACGCGACUCGGCCAGGAGUCGGCGAUAAACACGUGCGGACCCGAGCGCGAACGGCCCGCGGACGAUCCACCCCGUGCGUUUACGUACGCGAGGGAUGCGCACCCAGUGAAGUAGGAUCCGCGCAUCGAGUGAAAUAGGACGCGUGCGAAGUAGGAACCUUCAGAUUUCGCCCGGGUCAAUCCGCGGGGCCCAUGUGACCGGUGCGUACAUUGUCGCACGAUUGAUUGGGCUUUACUAUGAACUCUGCUGCGAUUACUAUGAGAGGAUGAGCUGCUCGGUGAAGAUCUCUUGCGGCAAGAGCUGGAGCGGCUCGCAGCGCAGGAUCAACUCUCUCGCGGAGGAAACGAGUGCGUGUCCUUCGAAUGCCGCGGCCGUGUCUUCCAACUGCGCCGGCCUGCAGCAGGCCAACCAGCCAUCCGCGGGCGCGACAUCGACGUCGAGCUCGACGACCACGACGAAUACCGUCACCACCGCCGCCACCACCACCACCACCACCACCACCGUCAGCGUGGCCUUCAACAGCCCUGUGAUCACCACAAUCAGCGGCACCGCCGUCAUCGCCACCGGCGUCAACGUCGUCACGGCCGCUGGCGGUAAUCAAAGGGUCAUCCCACCACGCCCCGUCAAGUCGAUCGCCGCGAAGAAAGGGGAGGACACCACGAAGCUGCUGAAGUAUAUCGACGAUAACGUCAUUGGCAAGAAUGGCACGUUCUUCGGGCCAUUUGGCCGCAGGAAAGUGGUUUAUUGUGAUUAUACCGCCUCGGGAAGGUCACUACAGUUUCUCGAAGAUUACAUCGCGAAAGAGGUACUGCCAUGUUUGGGCGACACUCGGGCAUCCACGUCCAUCUGCAGUCUACAAUCUUCUCUCUUUAGGCACGAAGCCAGAGACAUCGUCAGACACGCGGUUGGAGCCGGCGAGCAGGAUGCGGUCCUGUUCACGGGUCAAGGCACCGCCGCUGCCCUUCGCACACUUUUACGACAUCUCGAUCUCUCGAAAUCCACCGUGGUCUUCGUGGGUCCGUUCGAGCAUCACGCCAACCUGAGGCCUUGGCGCGAGCUCGAUGUCAAGAUAAUACGGGUUUCCGAGACCCGCGAGGGCUUCUUAGAUCUGAACGAUCUCGAGCGUGGGCUCGCGCGAAUGCGGAGCGAGGGCGUUGCGCAAAUGAUUGGAUGCUUCAGCGCGGCCAGUUGCAUAACAGGGGUUUUGGCAGAUGACGUCGCGACGACCCUUCUGCUGCACCAAUACGGCGCGCUCAGCGUGUGGGAUUACACCACCGCAGCGCCGUGCAUUCAGAUCGACAUGAAUCCGCAUCUGCCCGGAGUCGGCGAGACCGCGGUGCACAAGGACGCCAUCAUCUUCGCGGGCCACAAAUUCAUCGGCGGCGUGCAGUCGCCCGGUGUGCUCGUGACGAAGCGAUGGCUCCUGCGGGAGGACGUGGAGGUGGAGGACAUGAGGGACUCCCACCGUUAUCAUCGCGAUCCCGAAUUGCGGGAGGAGAGCGGCACCGCCGGCGUCGUCGAGAGCAUCAGAUGCGGACUGGCGGUGCAGCUGAAGGAGAACGUCACGCCGAGAGCGAUCGUCGCACGGCAGGAUAAGAUAUCCAGGCAAGUUUUAGCCCAUGUGCGCACAAUUCCGGAAUUGAUCCUGCUCGGCAGUUCGUCGCAGAACGUGAAGCGACUGCCCAUCUUCUCGUUUAUGGUGCGCCAUCCCCGCGGCACGUUUCUACACCAUAACUUUGUUUGCGCCGUUCUGAACGAUGUCCUCGGCAUUCAGGCGCGAGGAGGAUGCGCCUGCACGGGUCGUUACGCUCAUGACCUGAUGGGAAUCGACCGGGAACUCGCCAAGGAGUAUGAAAGCAUUCUCCUGGAAGGACAGCGCAAUGGUACCGAGGAGACCACCGCGGAGGGCCUGAGGCCGGGCUUUGCCAGGCUGGCCUUUCCCUACUUCAUGAGCGAGGCGGAAGUUGCCUUCGUGCUGGAGGCGCUCAAGAUGGUCGCAACCGAGGGCUGGAAGCUGCUGCCGCAGUACGUGCUGAAUGCCGACACCGGCGAAUGGCGACAUCACACCAACAGCGUCUUCAAGGAGCGCAAGUGGCUGGGCUCGAUCAGGUACACGGACGGCAGAAUGAACGCCACGGAGAGACGCGUUUCUGGCUCCGGCAUCUUUCCGCAGACCUACGGCGAUUGCCUGCAGACUGCGCGGAACAUCUUCAAUCGCGCGCGCAAAAUGGCGCAGCGGUAUCCGCUGCAGAUCGACAAGAGCUUCAACUUCGCGUGCGAGCGCAUGGAGGCACGGCGCUGGUUCAUGCUGCCGAGCGAGGCGCAAGACCUCCUCCUAGGCAAUUCGCAGAACGUGAAGCAGGACGUGCCGUUCAAUCCGCUGCUGGCUUGGAACAGGUUUAGCCACGUGAAUUCCACUUGUCACGACAGUCUGGUGAACUGCCUGGCGCAGACCACCAGCGGUAUGAGACGACUGAACAGCGACAUUCCGCGUACGGGCAACCCGCCGAUCUCGAUGGCCUCGCCGAGGCAUCGAAGCUUGCCGGCGCUGAGCACGGUCAGGCGAACUAUCAUCACGGCUGAAUUGAGCCAGCUGUCGUCGUCGAGCAACAGCGAGGAGGAGAGCCCGAGUCAGAACGAGCAAAGCGUUUUCUCCGGGAAUCACCGAUCGCCCGCCACGUGUCCCAAUUCGCCGAUGCCGGUGAGAUUCGCGGUGGGCGAGGCCGUGACCACCUCGGUUCUGAGAUCGAUAUCCCGUGUAGCCGCCCGACCGACGAAGGAGCAGAGAGAAUUGAUGGACGCGGCGAAUGCGGGACGCGCGAGGUGCAAUUCUCUCGGCAGCACCACCGACGGGUGCAACGUUCCCGGAAAUCGCGUCGGCGCUACGUCGGCGUCCUCGCCGAUACCGCCGCUUCCGCUAAGCCCGCAGACACUGACUAGCUUGGGACUCAGCACGUCGAAUGCGCCAUCGAGACAGAGACGUCUCCACUGCAGCUGCAGUAGUCAGACGGAAUUGAACUCUCUGGAAUUGGAUUCCGCCGCCAGCCCGAGUCACUCGAUCAUCUCGUUGAGCUACAAUCACAAUCCGGCGUCGCCGCCGUCUUCGUAUUCGUCGACCAGCGACUACACCGAGCGGCUCGUAGGUGGCGGAAGAUCCUCACCCAUCUCGACGAGCGUGAGCCAGAGAUCCGAGGACGAUCUGAGCGCGUAUGUAAAGGAGGUGACGAAGGAGCUAGCGACGGAAAUAAAAUCCGAAAUACGAGAGGUGAUUUCUAAAGUGGACGACGCCUUGUCGGAAAGCAACACGUCCGAGAACACGCCGCAGCAUCAUUCCCGAGUUCAGAGCAUGGUGAAUCAAACAUUCAUGGAGGACAAGCAGUCGAGGCACGACUCGUUCACAGCCAGCGAUAUCGCCGAGUACUUAAUGGAAUUCUCGAAGGAAAUGGCGAGCGAAGUCAAAUCCGAGAUAAGAUGCAUGGUGAAUGCCGUUGACGGCCUUCAUAGGUACUCGCCAGACGCCUCCACUUCAGAUGUAUCUUCAAACGGAUGCGGCUCACCCGAUCGAGGGAGAAUCAUAUUGCCCUCGUCGGCGUCUCCGCGUCUGUCGACUUCGAGAAAAAGUGGCCCGAUCGAGAUAACCAGCAAAGUCGGCGAGCUGUCGCAGCAGGAAAGCAAGAUGUCCAGCGAGUGCUCGUCGGACGAGACGGUUAUCUACGUGAUGAAGCCAUCCGAGAACGAGCAGAUGGUGCGCAGUCGCUCGAAAACCGAGGACGAAGAAGUCGAGAACGAUGUGGACGAUUACGUGGACGACGAUUCGCAGGAAGGACGUGGCGGCCUCGAUAUCGGCGACUCCCGUAAAGUUCUGCCCAAGAUCUACUCGGCCGUGAACUCGGUCAGUUCUCAGGACAGCGGCAUAAAUCUGUCGUUCCACGAGAGUGACAAAUCGAUAGAUUCGCUGGACUUGAAACGAAGCAGCAGCGCCGAGUCAAAUUCUGCCAACAGUCACGGACGAAAAUCCAGGACGGCGUCAAUGGCCAGUUUAUCGACGAAGAACGGCGGCAAGCAGCAAACGCGUCAGAAUGACAAUCUCUCAGAGGAUGAGGAGUGCACGAGCGAUUUGAGGGAGGAAGAGGAUGACGGUCAGGAAAUCAAAUCCGAGGACAACGAGUCCAGACUCGAGUUCCCGCGGACUCAGUGGCACUGUCCGCCGAAAAAUAUUUGGAAACCUUCCGUGGAAGCCAUGCAGGAAUUUGACAUGAUUCGGGACAGCGACAGAGUGCUGGUUUGUUUGUCGGCGACUGGCAAGGACUCGCUCUCUCUUCUGCACACUCUUCAUCAGUACAGAUUUUACGCCCGAUCGAAGGGGAUCGACUUCGAGAUCGGCGCGGCCACCAUUGACGCGGGUGGUUCCGAUCCCAUGGAACUGAUGAGUUAUCUAAAGGCCCUGGACGUCCCGUACUUUUACGAGGAACAGGUGACAGAUCCAAGUGGUGCCAAUGCCGACAAUCCGUUGGACGCCAGCGUCGCCAGCGGCACCUGCAGUUUCUGCGACAAAUCGGUCAGGACGCAAUUGUACUCUUUGGCGAAGCGGAAGAGAUACAACGUGCUGGCGCUAGGUCAACAUUUGGACGACCUCACGGAGAGUUUUCUCAUCUCGGUGUUCCACGGCGGUAUGCUGAAAACCAUGAAGGCGCACUAUUACAUACGCCGAGAGGAUCUCAGAGUCGUCAGACCAUUCAUCUACGUUCGUGAGAAGGCACUCAGGCAGUUCACUGAGAGCAAGAAGCUCGCAGUCUCGCGAGAACAAACACCGCAUUUAUCAGAGAAACAAAACAAGAGGAAGGAAUUGAUGCUGCAACAGGAGCGCGCGUAUCCGCGGCUGCACUGGUCCGUGCGCACAGCUUUGCGGCCCCUGAUAACAGCCCACGGACAGAUCACCGCCUUCGACUUAGCCUGCACCGGAAAUGGCGGUGGUAACAUUGUCAACAGUCCGAGCAGCAGCACUAUCAGUAGCAUAAGCAGCACCUGCAGCAGCAACAGCGGCAGCAGCAGCAGCAACGGCAGCAAUCAGCAGAAACGACAUCGAAGAAGCAAGACGAAUUCUUUGGCGACCACCCCUUCGUCGCAGCAAGCCGACGAGAACGACGAGACCGACGAGGAGCCUGUGCUCUGAGGAGGGCCUAUCGCGAGAUGGGAUUCCGAUCGUACCGCGGUCUCAUCCUCGCGUGCCCGUUGCAGGCUGGCGACGUUCGCCCUUAGAAGAAGACGAAUGUUCUUCGCGGCCCGUGCCGUCAGAGCCAACGAUCAAAGAUGCGCCGAUCACAGCAAUUGAGCAGUGAUUUGAUCGCGAAAGGAUAUCUUCGUCGUCGAACGACACGCCGUUGCGUUCGCGAAGAAAAUUUCUCGCGUUUCUGGACGAUAUUCGAGUGAUCGUUGCGCGACUCUCACGAGAUACCACGCCGCGUCUUGCAGCUCGCCGGAAUAUGUAAAGUUUCUCUGGUAAAAGAAGUGGAAAUCAUCUAUUCCUCGAAAUUCUCAGUUAAAGAAGAAGAAAUAUUGAUGUGAAUUAGACGCAGUGAAUAAUCGUCAACUACUCGAAAAAAGAAAAAAAACAAAAAAAAAAGACUACCAAUCGAGUUAAUGAUGAUCUCAGAUACGAGAAGUCUCGCCUUUCUGUAAUUCGGAGGCGUUGUCGGAGGAAGAGCGCAGUCGGCUACUUAUUUAAGCGGUGGUAAUGUAGGGACAAUAUAAGCGUAAGUUCUUUUGUGUUUACGACGAAGUAAGAAAAAACGCUUGCUUGUGGAUAGUUAAGCGUAUCGGCAGCUGAUCGCGCGACUGGCUGCUUUACGCGAGGACACGACACGAUGAUGAUCGAUCGACGAAUCGACAAGAAGAAGUAGUAAACGGCGCGUCGCGCAGUAAAAUUGUCACGUCGAUCGCGUGUCAUCACAUCGUUCGCAAACGGAACGUCGCCGCGCGUACACGAUUGAGGGACGCGAUACGCUUGAGAGGCGCGAUAAGCGGUAGGCUGCUUAAUACUGAAACAGAUAUUAUGUGUUACGUAUCUCCUGGAGAAGUGGCCAUGCAGCGAAAGAACACACCGGGGACAAUUUCGUGAGGAGGUCAAAACCUUGACCGCUCCCGGCGUAAUAAAAGAUGGAGUCGCGAAACCAAGUAUACCUUUUUUACACAUAUACACGUUUUUUAUUUGAUAUAUCGCCUUUGGCAUCUAAGCGUUUAAGACCAUUUAGUCGCGAUCGAAACGUGGGAAGUUUCGUAAAUGGGUAAAUCUCGAUUAAGUCCUUUUCUAACGGUAUUUUUGACUUUCUCGAAGAUACGACUUGACAGCGGGCCCAUUUUUUUGCGGUCAGAAAAAAUGCGCCCUUUAGACGGUCUAUCGGAAGGAUAUUGAUUUGCGUCAUUUCGAUUUAUAAAAGUGAUGGCGCGACCUUGUUAACGUCAUUCGUUGCAUCGUUUAGUCCCACUUUUGGAAAGCCCGAUCGAGAACAUUUCGUUUCGAAGACGCGAGAGGACCACAUCGAGAGGUAAAGGUUUUGACGAAUUUCCGCCUGCAUGAACUUCGAACUUUGAAAGAGAGAGGCAUAAUUCACGCACGCACGCGAUAUGCGUAAGAAACUAACGCGUAUGCUUUUCGCGGAUAAAGCGUAUCAAGACGUUGGAGAGUGUUUGAAUAUUUCCAAAUGAUAUACACAAAAUCUGAUUGAGACGUCUGAAUAAUAAUAAUGUAAAGUACGUCUGAAAAACUGUAAUGUCUUGUUUUCCGCGUUGGUACGAUAAAUACGAGAGGCUUGUAAUGAAAUAUUAAUUUAAGGAUUUGUUAGAUGGGACAAGUUCUUUGUAUCUAUCGGACAGAUAUUUAGCGAUCUCCGAUGUUUCAAGUUAUAAAACGAAGGCUCUCUCUCUCGACUAGCAUCACCGAUAACGCGAUGAUACAAUAAUAAAAUUGCGCUUUCUUUUCACCGCGUAACUUCACUUAUUCGCGAUGCAGCUGCGGUUCCACGCUGCUUACGAUCGAUAAGUUCAAGUUUCGAUAUAAAAAAAAAAAGUAAUGACGGUGGACGAUGAAUGAAUUUGCUGAGAUAAGACUCCGGUCGCACCGGAAGCGUGUAAUAAUGUGAUAAAGUGUUGAUAAAAAAUAAUUAGAUAGAGUAAAGUGCUGAAUCUUUGAUACGAAAGUGUGAAGUUCAAUUUUGCCGCGUCGAAGAUCUAUCAAAUUACUCUAAUGCUUCGAUUAAUGAUAAGCGGGACUAGAGCCUGGUUGCGACGAUAGUCCGAUCAAUUAAUUCCGGAUUGACGAUCCGUAAUUCUGUUGUAGAUUAUAGAUAGAGCCUAUCAGAUAAAGCGAUGAAAUCACACUAAUCCGGGCUAUCGAUAAUUGACAUCGACGCAACACAGCUUUCGUCACGCAAUGAAAACACGUGAUGUUGUACAGAAAGGAUUCCUGUAAGGAUUAUUUCGUCAGAUGCGGGUUAGGAUUGACGUGAUAAUAAGGGAGGAGGGGGGGGGGGAUAAAUAAUGUUACAUGGUGGAAAGAAAGUGCGCACAAUUGGACCACGUAACGCCAGUCGAGAAGAUCGGCCGGAUGAUGUAAGGGAGUGUAAGAGGAUGAUCCGAAGAAAACCGAUGUCAAGAUUUGCAAGAGGACAUCCGAUAAAAAAAAAAAAAAGUCCGUAAGCCGAUAGGCACCGAUCGCUAUGUCGAUUUAUGAUACCUUUGUAGCAGCAGUGGUCUUGUGUUGUUCACUUUUUCUCUCAUGUUCGGCUGUUGUACGCUCGCUAAUCGUUUAGGACUAUAAGUAACGUUUAAGACUUGUACGUAGAUCGCAUGUGAAACAAAAAAGGAAAAAAAAAGAAUUAAGAAAACGUACACAAUCGUAGACGAUGAUUGUAUAAAAUAAUAAUAUGUACGUACCGUUUGUGUCGUACUGAAUUUUUUAAAGUGUUCGUUCGUUCAUUCGUUCGUUCGUUCAUUCAUUCGUUCGUUCGUUUGUUCGUUCGUUCGUUCGUUCAUCGUUGAAUCGAGAAUGUGAGAGGCGGAAUUAACAACCAAAUGCGAUAAGCGAGGGGGGAAGUCUUGACUCUACACAAAUCUUUGCGAAUAGAUAUUCUCAUAUUUUCCGAGAGUUACGAAAGGGACAUUGUUACUGUAAAGAUAUGUAAGUUUAUUUAUCGCUAAUAAAAAUGAACGUUUAAGAAAAAA